UCUUGGUAAGUGAAUAUCCGGUGAAUGGAAGGAAUAUAACCUUCAGAAAAAGACGAGCCGCAGAGGCUGAAACAACCUUUAUACUCGUUCUAAAGGAAGUUAAGACUUCGGGAACAAAAUGUGGUGUUUUAUUUCGGAGCCAAACGGGAUAAUUCACGAAAUAUUCCUUCCGAAGAAUGCUGUAGGCCAAGAUUGUUUGGAGAAGGUUUGCGAAAAGCUAAAACUUGUCGAGCGAGACUAUUUCGGGUUGAAAUUCGGUGGCGCGAAAGGAACUCAAUUUUGGCUGAAUUUGAGAAAUUCUAUGUCAUCUCAGCUCACCGGGAAACCACCGUAUCGACUGUAUUUCUUGGUAAAAUUUUUCGUCAAACCACAAGAACUUCAGCAAGAAAUUACACGACACCAGUAUUAUCUCACAUUAAAAAACUUUAUAAACGAAGGAAAGUUAGAUUUGUCGUCCGUUCAAACGAAAAGUAUUGCCCGAUUAUGCGCUCUGGUUGCUCAUAUAGAGAGCGGGGAUUUCAGCCAAGAGCGGGUGGCAAAAUAUUCAUCAUACAUUCCCAUUUCUGUUUACAAUGUCUACUCCAAAACCUCCAACCUUCAAAAGGAUGCAGCAAUUGAACACAGCAAGUUAGUCGGUGUUCCCGUGAGUGAGUCAAAAAUCGAAUUUUUGCACAUGGCUUGCAGUAUUCAGGGCUACGGGAUUGAGUUAUUUCACGGAAGAUUAAGCGACUAUAAAACGCUAAAAAAGGUAGACAUUCACGUCGGAAGCGAUGGUAUACGUGUCUUCAGCAUUAACCAUGAAUUCGAUCUGAAACAGGGAAAAGACGUUACGAGAAGAAUUCUCGAAAAAAGGGUGUCCUUUGAAGAUGUCUCCACCGUAUCCUACAACAAUCGCUCAUUUACUGUUGUCCACGGGGGAACUGGGCCUCAAGCGCAACGAGACACUUACAAGAUGAAGUGUGAAAGCGAUGCUGUAGCUUUGUUCCGGACUUUUACGGAGUUCCACACGUUUUACCAGUGGAACACUGUCAAACGAUCCGUUAUUGAUCAAUGUACUAGGACUCUGGCUGGUCGGCUGUUUUCCAUGUUUGUACCGCGAAAUGAGUUUGGUAGGAUUUUCCUGUUCGACGUUCAGCGCACGCGUCGCCAGGCUUACAGUCACGCGUGGGGCGAACUCAACUCAUGCCGCAUGAUUGACAUGCCAAGCUCCACCUCCGGAAGUUUGCGUUCCUCUCCUGGGUCAGCGGAGUACCGCCCAGUGCAGUCCCCUAUCUCUCAACGGAGAUUUUAUAGCACAAAGAGGUAUGAGGAAGCAGGAACAUCUAGGGGUGAAUGCCGGAGAGCCUUUGUCGAGAGGGAGUCCAUGGAGAGCAUGACUCCAGACCAACUCAAGGUUAUGGUGCGACACCUCCAGGAUGCUAGAAUCUGCCAGAUCUGCAUGGAUAGCGAGGUUGCGACCGCCUUCUGCCCUUGCGGCCAUGUGGUUUGUUGUGUGGAGUGUUCAUCCAUGUGUAAAGAAUGCCCAUUAUGUCGAAGUCAGAUUACUUACGCUCAACGAGUGUUCUUUCCUUGUGAGUGAAAAUGGUAGAUUGCAUUGGUCCGGCAGCGAAUGAAGUUCGUGAUGCUUACUUGACCAUGCGAUCGAUAACUUGAUUGAAUGGCCACAAUGAGGCUGACACCAUCAGCUACACUACAGUAGUCUAGUUUUAUGUACGAAGUGCAAGUCUUCCACGGAGUGUAAUAAAAGAAACCCAAACUAAUCUUAAAGAUCAACUUGUAAACAUUGCUACGCUGUGUCUUGCGAAGAACGCGGAUUUAGGACUUCAUUUUUUAGGACAUCUUUGUUUAUUAGCCUCCUGAAAGAACUUCAGAAAAACGUUAGAUCCCUGAGGAGACGAAAAUUAAAGUUGUAUCUUAAAUUAUUUAUCGUAGUCGGUGAAAUGAUGUAGUAAGAUAAAAUCAUUUGAUUGGAACUGGCUCUCGAUAGACAUUUACGGAGGAUUUUGUACAAGCUAAGUUGCGUAAUUUCAUAAUUUAUGUAGAUGUCAAUAUAAAGAAUAGAAAGAUAUUUCUUAAUAUAAUUCAAACAUAAUCUUUAUAGUUAACGAUGUAGCUAGUUAGCAAACCGUGAAAGCAAGCAUAUAGGCUACUAAAAACAUGACAUUUUUAACGAAUUGGAACAGUUUUUAGUGAGAGAGGUGAAGUGAUCAUGCCUUGUUUGGAGGCGUCAGAAUUUGGUGAAUUGGUAGCUGAGCUAUUGCACGAAUAUUGUGUUACGAUCUUUUACAAGAAGAAUCAAGGUUCUCAAUUUUCUCAGUUGAAGCAAGUAAGUAGUUGGGUGAUUUUAAACUAACCUUUUUUGUGGACGGCUCCCUAGUGCCUGUCGUUGAAGGAACCUUGUAAUUUAAGCCGUUUUUGUGACAAUGUAAGAUUGCCUUUACUUGUAGUGAGGUAGAAAAGUAACAAAGCAGAAGUAAACCACUUUUAACCGUAUGGCUACGGAUAAAACAUUUUGAGCUAAUUUGUUCAAAAUUUACGAAGGGUGCCUUAGCACUUUUGAGUUUAUCCCGGACUCUUGCUAUACUGUUAGCUUCAUUUUUACGCAUAAAAGAUUCGUAUUUGUAUUAGUUAUUUGUUAUGGUUUUUUUUUCUAAAAAAGGGUCAACCUGCGACUCGGUAGUUGUAUACAAUCAUUGUAUUAAUUUUGUGUUAAGCACUUAACCUUAUUUAGCUGUUUCGAUUGCUAGUAAUUUAAUGGACACUUGUUGAAAUGCUUGUUGAGAGGGUUACACUUCGAAGGUCAAGUACAGAGUACAAAACUUUCCAAUUUUCUUACUUUUUGAGUCGCUAGUCGUAUUGAAAUAUGUAGAUUUUUAAGAGAAAUAAUUAUAAUUCCAUAGUAAAAGUGA
Molecule: messenger RNA, 2909 nt
Organism: Stylophora pistillata
Lineage: Eukaryota; Metazoa; Cnidaria; Anthozoa; Scleractinia; Pocilloporidae
Product: E3 ubiquitin-protein ligase MYLIP
Biological process (GO): ubiquitin-dependent protein catabolic process
Cellular component (GO): cytoskeleton
Molecular function (GO): ubiquitin-protein transferase activity
Source: RefSeq, a predicted model, not a curated record